GAUACUUUUAGUUGUACAGUAGAUUUGAAACUGAAGGCUUAGUUAGAAUAUACACAUAUGUAUAUAAUACACAUAUAUAAAAAGAACCUUAUUGAUCGCAGGGAACAGUUACGAAUAUUGCGUUGUGUACACAUACAUGUUUUGACUAUUUCUAACACUCCUCAACGCAAUAUGUCAUUAGACACUUAAAUGUUAACAUUUCAUUUUAAUAUAUACACAUCAUACUAAUAGAUUUCUUAUGCUUAAUUUUACUAAGGUUCUUGGGCAGGACAUCAUAUAUCAUAUUUUCAGUUGAUAUAUACUUUAUUUCAAUUACAUUGUUCUUAACCAUUUUCCUGAUAUGAUGAUACUUAACCACUUCGGUACGACGCAUAUCGGCCACAAAACGUUGCCCAUGGCCGGCAUUCACCGUCCGCGCACUGUCUCUCUUUCCUAAACAUUGCGCACUUUGGUUUUCGCUAAACACCUUUGUUGAAUGAUCAUCGCUCAAACCCAUCUCGUUCAUGAAUUUACGGAUAUAUAGUAUGCUGCUUCUUUAGCAUUGAUUCCCCGGAGAUCACUGCUCCUGCUGCAAGAAACGUCCAGGCGCUGUACGAUUUUCGGUUCAUGCAUUAUCCAGCCUAAUCAGCAUAGGCAUAACACUUGAUGGGGUUUGCAGUCCGUUGGUAGUGCAUACUCAGUUCAGCAGUGCCUUUAAGGUAUCGCAAAACUUGCUUGGCAUCCACCUCUUGUUCCUUAUGAGGAUUUGCGUUACGUUGUGACAGCUUCGCAACACAGUGUAUAUAUCUGCCCGGGUUUUAAUGGCUAGAUACAUCAGAGAACCUAUCAUAGAUUGAUAGCUUGCCUGGUUCGCUCGCGGACACUCUUCAUUGUCAAACUUACCCUGGAAUCCUGCGCUCAACGGAAUGACUUUCGCCUUGCAGUUACUCGUAUGAUACUCGUGGAGUAGGUUUCCAAUAUACUGUUUGUGACCAAUAGUAAAGUUGCCAGUUGCUCCUUCUCUUUCUAUUUCCAUACCAAGGAAAUGCCUCAGCUGACCGCCAUAUUGACGCCUUUGUUGAGUGCUUUCAUAGAUGGCAACAAUCAAAUCGUCAACAAAACAAUGAAAUAAACUUUCAAGAAAAAUUACGUCAUGUGCUACUGCUACCUUUCAUGUACUCGAAUGAUGUCAUGUCCCCUAGCUUCUAUCCAGAAGCCUUCAUCCAGACGAGCAUGUAGAAUCAUACUGCGCGCCAUCUCAACCAAUGUUCUGUUCGCGCGCUCAGCUACAUCAUUUUGUUGAGGUGUGUAUGGUACUGUAACCUGACUUUAAUACCGUUGCUUCCCAAAAAUUUUUCAAACGUGCCACUCAAAUACUAACUUUUUGUCCAGCUUCUCAAAGUUUUGUUGAACACUUUCAAUUUUUCGAAUAUUUCAUCACGAAUUUUCAAGAAACUUACAUACGUGUAUCGCGAUUUAUCGUCAAUGAAUGUUACAAAAUAUCGCGCUCCUCCUUGUGAGGAUUUAUUCAUUGGUCCACAAAUGUCUAUAUGCACCAGAUCCAACACGUCUUUCGAGCGAUUUUCAGUUUUCUUUGGAAAUGGUUUUACGCAUAUCUUACACUUUGCACAGAUUUCACAUAUGAUUCUUCAAAUCACUGUAAACUUUUGCUUUUUUUGCAGUCAAAUUAGACUAUGCACCAAAACACUUAUUGUCGUUUGUCUCUAAUAAAAACAAAUCUUGCUGCUCCGCACAUAGGAGCAUUUGCCCUCAAAAACCGGACAAAAUUGAAAAUUACAAACUUCAGCCAUGGUACUCAAAAUUGAUUUUUUUUGGUACCUAAAUAACCGUUCUACAAUGAACCGAUUAAAUGAAUGACCUUCAGGCCGCUAUAUUGCCACACAAGUAGUCGGAACCUAGACUUCGUUCAGAACGCACGUGCUUAUUCGCGAACUCUCCAUUGUUCUCAAAAUUGCAAGUUGCUUUUUUUAUUGCGUGAACGGAAUUCUUGAAAAUAUUUUUUAUGGAUUCAGGACAACAUGGGUUCAACGAGAUAUGUUUCUUGGAAUGAAUUCGUACAUCACAUGUUAGCUACUGGCGAAGUUAAAGAACUCAUUAUACGCCCGGAUAUGGAGAUGGUAACGAUUAUUUUACAUGAUGGUGCCAUAAUUAAAGGAAAAAAGGUUACAUCUACAAUUUUCCACAUGGCUAUAGCUGAUGCAUCUAAAUUUGAAGAAAAAUUGCGGGAAAUCGAAUCAAGACUUGGUAUAACUGAAGGUGUUGCUGUUACUUAUGAUAGACAUAGUGAUAUUACUGGACGUAUAAUGGUGUUAAUUUUGUUCUUCGCAUUGCUUAUGUCGAUCGCGUCAAGAAUGAAGGGUGUCCGAAGUCCUAUAAGCAUGGAUUCUUUUUCUCAAAUGGGUAGAGCGAAAUUUACUCUAGUCGAUCCUUUUGAAGGAGGAAGAGGAGUACUUUUUAGAGAUGUUGCAGGCCUACAGGAGGCCAAACAAGAAGUAAGAGAAUUUGUUGACUACUUGAAAGCACCACAAAAGUAUCAAAGAUUAGGAGCAAAAGUGCCCAAAGGCGCUUUGCUACUGGGACCACCUGGUUGUGGAAAAACAUUGUUGGCGAAAGCCGUCGCGACUGAAGCUCAAGUGCCUUUCCUAAGUAUGAACGGAUCGGAGUUUAUUGAAAUGAUUGGCGGUCUCGGAGCAGCAAGGGUACGAGAUCUUUUUCAAGAAGGCAAAAAACGAGCUCCAUGCAUAAUAUAUAUUGAUGAAAUCGACGCAAUCGGACGGCAGCGAUCUGGAACUGAAAGCAUGGGCCAAGGUAGUUCUGGCGAAUUAGAACAAACAUUAAAUCAACUUCUCGUGGAAAUGGAUGGUAUGGCAUCCAAAGAAGGAGUACUUAUGCUUGCAAGUACCAAUCGUGCUGACAUAUUAGACAAGGCAUUACUUCGACCUGGUAGGUUCGAUCGACAUAUAUUGAUUGACUUGCCCACUCUACAAGAACGUAAAGAGAUUUUUGAAAAACAUUUAUCUGAUAUAAAAUUGGAUUCUAAGCCUGCGCAGUUUUCGGGAAAACUUGCCAGAUUGACACCAGGAUUUUCAGGCGCUGAUAUUGCUAAUGUAUGUAACGAAGCUGCUUUACAUGCUGCCAGACAGUGUCAAACCAAGGUAUCGGCAUCAAAUUUGGAGUAUGCCGUUGAGCGACUUGUAGGUGGAACCGAAAAACGAUCACAUGCACUUUCACUGGUGGAAAGAAAAGUUGUUGCUUAUCAUGAAUCCGGGCAUGCUCUUGUUGGUUGGCUUCUCCCCAAUUCUGAUAUAUUACUAAAAGUGACAAUUGUGCCCAGAACAAGUCUUGCCUUGGGAUUUGCACAAUAUACACCAAGCGAACAGAAGCUGCAUAGCAAGGAAGAGCUUUUUGAUAAAAUGUGCGUAGCACUUGGCGGCAGGGCUGCUGAAAAUAUAAUCUUCAAUAAAAUUACUACUGGAGCACAAAAUGAUUUAGAGAAAGUUACGAAAAUCGCAUAUGCUCAGAUAAAAAAAUUUGGAAUGAAUGCAAAUCUAGGGCCAAUAUAUAUAACAGACGCAGAGGAAAGCGGAAGUUUCAAUCACCCAUUUUCGGAAAACCUGCACAGGAUUAUUGACAAAGAAGCUCAAAAUCUAGUAAGCAGUGCAUACCAGAAAACAGAGGAACUAUUGAAAAAAAACUUGGAUAAAUUAGAAAAAAUUGCUGAAGCGCUGCUGGAGAAGGAAACUUUGUCUUAUGAUGAAGUAGUUACUCUGAUCGGACCACCAGCUUACGACGUUGCAAACCGAGCGUUAGAACCUGUUGAGUUCGAAAAGUCUUUAAAAAAUCUAGGAGAAAAAGACGAAUAAUUUGAAUGAAUUACUUAGUGUUGACGUUUUUAAAGUUUUGUGAAUAAAAGUUUUCAAAAAACAAA
This is a messenger RNA of Bactrocera neohumeralis, 3928 nucleotides long. It is a transcript of the gene Spg7, whose product is annotated as paraplegin. The transcript has 8 exons. The record is from RefSeq and is a predicted model, not a curated record. Lineage: Eukaryota; Metazoa; Arthropoda; Insecta; Diptera; Tephritidae. Gene Ontology annotation, cellular component: m-AAA complex; membrane. Gene Ontology annotation, biological process: mitochondrial protein processing; protein-containing complex assembly. Bases 2019 to 3863 code for a protein of 614 amino acids. Gene Ontology annotation, molecular function: zinc ion binding; metalloendopeptidase activity; ATP binding.